AUGACUGAAGCUAAAGAAAGUGUAGCAGAUGAUACAGUAGAAGAUAAUUCGACGACAAAUGCACUUAAUGCAAUUAUGAAGAAGCUUGAACGUAUAGAAAAUAUGUGUCUGGAAAACAGAGCCGAAAUUGCUACAGUAAAAAAUUGCCAUGUUGAUGAUGAAAAAGAGAACAGUGUUGUGUGUAACAGUGCUAAAAUGGAAAUUAUAGAACAAGAAUCUAGUGUAGAAAUUGCAGAGAGAAGCCAAAAGAAAAUAAUAUAUGACUUGCCACAUUUUGAUGGCCAACCGCAGGAAUGGCCACUUUUUUACGCCAAUUACAAUGACACGACAAAGAUGUUUAAUUAUAGCAACAGAGAAAAUCUGAUGCGGCUGCAAAAAUGUCUUGCACGUGAAGCUGUUGUGUCAAUGCUAAUAUAUCCAGCCGAUGUGCCUAAUGCUAUUGAAGAGCUUGAGUUUCGAUUUGGAAGACCAGAUUUAAUUGUCAAAGAUCAAUUGGCAAAACUGCAAGAGUUACCGUCGUUUGGAGAGUCUAAAUUAGAGCAAAUUGUACCAUUUUCGACAAAAAUUCGAAACACAGUGUCAGUAUUAAAAGCUGCCAAUUGUAGCCAUUAUUUGUGUGAUAUAACUAUUAUGGAAGCAUUGGUUCGUAAGAUACCGCCGAGCAAGCAAUAUGAGUGGGUUCUACAUUCAAAAUCUCUGAAAUCACAUCCAACUAUUGAGAACUUUUCCGAUUGGCUUGGUUCUAUCUCGAGGGUCGUAUGCCUGCUUCCCACUGUUUCACCCAAAUCAUCACAGAGUAAAGCAAGUAUGGUAAUGCACGUCAAUGAAAAUAAUACACCGCCUUUGAAAACAGGGUGCCCAAAUUGUAAAGGCCAGCAUAAUUUAUUCCAAUGUCAGAGCUACCAAACAAGUAGCGUGGCCGAACGAUGGAACAAAGUAAAAAAUUUGAAGGUAUGCUUUUCAUGUCUAAAUAACGGUCACAUAACAAUGAAUUGUCGGUCAAAAAAGUAUUGUGGUAUCAAUGGAUGUAAACGUCAGCAUCACUUUAGCCUACAUGAAGAGAAGAAGCCUAUAGCAUCGCCUGCUGAGAUAGCACUAAAUAGUACAGUGCUCAGUUGCCAAACUUCAUCGCCUGCUCACUUAUUUAAAAUUUUGCCGGUAACGUUGUGUGGACCAAAAGGUCAUUAUACCACAUACGCCAUACUUGAUGAGGGUUCGUCUAUAUCCAUAGUGGAAGAACGAGUAGCCGUCGCUUUGGGUCUUAAAGGGCAGCUACAGCCACUUACAUUACAAUGGUUUGGUGAAAAGGUCGCCACAGAAAACUGCCGUAAAGUCGACCUGGAUAUAGUUGGUUCUGAUCGUUCGAAAGUUUUUACUUUGAAAAAUGUCAACACUAUUCGUAAUUUGGGUUUACCGGUACAAACUUUCGUAAAGGCUAAAUAUCCACAUUUAAGAGAUAUUCCGAUUGCUGAAUACCAAUGUGUGAAGCCUACAGUUUUAAUUGGUGUUGACAAUGCAUACCUUGGAGUGCCGUCAGAGGUAAUGCAAUGCAACAAUCCUAUCGCCAUCAAAACAAAAUUAGGUUGGGUUGCAUAUGGUCCAAGAGAAGACAACGCCAAUAUUAGUCCAAUUGUGCUGCACAUACGAAAUGAGGGCAUUGAUGAGGAUUUAGGCCACCUAAUAGAGGAAUAUUUUGAAACAGAGAACUUCGGGAUGAAUAAUACUCAACAAUUACUCGAGUCAGAGGACAACAGAAGAGCCAGGUCUAUCCUAGAAGCCACCACGCGUAAAAUUGACAGUUGCUAUGAGACAGGUCUAUUGUGGAAGACAUCAGCGCCAAGCCUACCUGACAGUUUGGAGAUGGCGAGCAGGCGUUUCAAAAGUAUUGAGAAGAAGAUGAAUGGCUGCUCACAGUUUGCCCAGCAAUAUCGAACGGAAAUGAAUAACUACUUUGCCAAGGGUUAUGCCAGAAUAUUAACGAACGAUGAGGUGCGAAAUUGUAGAUUUCCUGUAUGGUACUUACCACAUUUUGCUGUAAAGAACGUGCACAAGCCAGAAAAGUGUCGUAUAGUUUUUGAUGCUGCUGCCAUAGCGAAUGGAAUUUCACUCAACUCACAAUUACUGAAAGGUCCGGAAAGAGCAAAGCCACUACUUGAUAUUCUGUUUAAGUUUCGACAAGGUGAAAUAGGAGUAGCUGCAGAUAUAAAGGAGAUGUUCUCCCAAGUGAAAAUACGCGUAGAAGACCAACAUGCCCAACGAUUCCUAUGGCGAAUCAAAGCCGAAGUUCAUCAGUGUGUUAUGACGUCUAUGAUUUUUGGUGCUAUAUGUUCCCCAUGUUGUGCGGAGUAUAUCAAAAACAAGAACGCAGAAAAUUUCCAUGAAGAGUAUCCUGAAGCAGUCGAUAUAAUUAUUAACCAACAUUAUGUAGAUGAUUUAGUUUGUGGGUUUUCAUCUGCAGAUGACGCUAUUAAAAUAUGUCAACAAGUUGUUAACAUACAUCGCCAAGCUGGUUUUGAGCUCAGAAAUUUCGUGUCCAAUUCAAAGUACGUUGAGCAGACUAUGAAUUCGAAUUUUAAUGAAAUAACAAGCCAUAUUGUGAGAAUGGAACCUUCAUCGUCAAUAGAAAAAAUCCUAGGAAUGCAGUGGAAUACGCAGCAAGAUGUAUUCGAGUAUCAUACCAAAUUCCAUCGUGUACCAAAUGAUGUUUUAAAAGGAAUACGUCCACCGACAAAGAGAGAACUUUUAUCUAUUACUAUGGCCGUGUUUGAUCCUUAUGGGUUUAUUGCCGACUUCCUCUUACAGCCGAAACUUCUUAUGCAACAAGUAUGGAAGUGUCAAGUAGCAUGGGACGAGCUUAUACCGGACCCAAUUGUUGAACUUUGGCAAGCCUGGUGGUCAGAAUUUGAAAAGCUAAAACAGCUUAAAAUCGACAGAUGUUAUUCAAGAUAUAUCGCCAUUGCUUCAAGGAUUGAAUUGCAUGUUAUGGUUGAUGCGAGCGAAACGGCGUUUGCUGCCGCUGCCUAUUUCCGAAUAAUCAACCGUGAAGAGAUUAAAAUAAGCUUCAUAUUAGGAAAAACAAGAACUGCGCCGAAACGUCUUAUGUCAAUCCCGCGACUUGAACUACAGGCCGCUGUGCUUGGUUUACGCAUCAGCAAAACAAUUUUAAAAGGGCACAGUAUUCACGUCACCAAAGUCACCUACUGGACCGAUAGCCGUACUGUAUUGCAUUGGAUACAUGCUUCGGAAAGAAAAUAUAAACCGUUCGUAGGACAUCGCAUUGCUGAAAUAAUUGGCUAUAGCCAACCAGAGCAGUGGCGCUGGGUGCCCACUAACGAAAACACUGCCGACGCAGCGACUAGAUUGUGGACCAAAUUUAAACCAAAUGGCCGAUGGUUGUGUGGUCCUGAAUUUUUGAAAAAACAUGAAUCCGAAUGGCCUUGCUAUAGCAUAAAGCUGCCAAAUCCAAUAGAAGAAGAAAUCUGUUCAUUAUUUUUAACACGCACACGUGAUUGUGUCAUAAAUUUUAAUAAAUUUUCGUCUUAUUCAAAGUUGAAACGACAUAUGGCGUGGGUAUUAAGAGCCAUCAAGAAGUUAGCGCAACAUUGGUUGCUGACACUGAAAUUGAAGAAGCCUUCACUGAUAAGUGAAAAUUGUGCCCCGAAAUUGAGCCGCUUUCGCCAAGUCAUGCCGAAAGAGAAGCUGCCAUUCUUAUCAUUGACUGUAGAUGAAUUGCGUAAAGCCGAAUUAAAGAUAAUCCAAAUUGUUCAAAAAGAGAAUUUCGCGAACGAAAUCGACCAGUUACAUAAAGGUAAGCACAUUCAAAAGAGUAGCUCGAUUUACAAAUUGCAGCCAUAUCUGGACGAGCAUGAACUAUUACGUUUACAUGGACGUCUUGAUGAAGCCACGUGCCUGCCACUGGAUGCCCGACGUCCGAUCUUGACGCCACAACCGUACGACAAAAAAAUGUGUUUAAACAAACAGUGGCGAAUCGCACAAAACUUGAAAAAUCGCAUGUGGAAACAAUGGGUUAUACAAUAUCUACCACAGCUUUGGCAUCGCCCGAAAUGGUACUCCAAAGCACAUGUACUACAAGUUGAUGACCUAGUAAUAGUUAGUGAUCCAGCCCUGCCGCGAAGCCAAUGGCAGAAAGGACGCAUAACUCAAGUGUUCCCAGCCAAGGAUGGUCAAGUCCGUAUAGCAGAAGUAAAAACUGCAGCAGGUCUAGUUCGUCGACCAGCCACCGAUUGCCGUCGUAAACUUUGUAAAAUCGACUUGGAUUUACGAGGGGGGAUGUUGAGAAUUCGCCUACAUUAA
This is a messenger RNA of Teleopsis dalmanni, 4314 nucleotides long. RefSeq lists its product as uncharacterized. The transcript has a single exon. The coding region runs from base 1 to 4314 and encodes 1437 amino acids. NCBI's taxonomy places the organism in Eukaryota, Metazoa, Arthropoda, Insecta, Diptera, Diopsidae. The record is from RefSeq and is a predicted model, not a curated record.